AAGCCCUGGUUUCCGAUCGGUCCAUAAACACAACCAGAACAGCACGCUAGCACGACGUCUGAGUUGGAAUUCAUUGAAUUAGAAUAAAUGUACAGUCCCCCCUCAUAAACAUAUUCUCAUACUUAAAUGUUGUCACGUUAUGAUGUUUAAACCAUAGAGUAAGCGAUGGAGUGUGACAUUUUGGACUCUUUGGAGCAACUCGGUUAUGAAGGUCCCCUGACGGAUGAGGCGGCGUUGCUCCAAGCCGCGCAGGGUGGCCUGUCGUCGGCGGAGUAUGUGGACUUGUGCCGGUGGUUGGUGUCCCGCUUAAAGCCGUUGUGUGGCCUGGAGGAGAGCAUCACCACCGGUCCAGAGGACUUGCUCAGCCUGGAGGUGGACCUUAGGGGCUUGCUGAAGGAGCUUUGCUGCCCAUAUCAAGUGACAGCGAUACAGAAGGGAAAGCCUAAAGACCAUCUCAAGUUUGUCUUGUUUUUAAGCUCCGAACUGCAGGCGGCGCAGAUUAUCAUCCGCAGACGAGGCCUCGUUCAGGGACAAAACGGGAGCUCGGUGUCUCGGGAGCUGCGGGAAAUCUGCCAGACCUUGAACGUGUCGCCGUGUAAGGGACAGGAUGCCGUGGAGUUUCUCUCGCUUAUCCAAAGCAAGGUGGUUACACUUGUUGAAAAGUGCCCAGAUGGCACUGUGGGAAAGCCUGCUUUGAAGAGUGCUCUCAGCAGUGAACAAUGGGAAAAGUUACACAGCAUGAAUGCGCUCAUGUCGUCAGAGUACGAGUGUCGGCGCAGGAUGCUCAUCAAGCGGCUAGAUGUCACCAUUCAGUCGUUCGGCUGGUCCGACAGGGCCAAGGCAAAGGUGGACAGCAUGGCUCGAGCGUACCAGCCCAAGAGGCACGCGCUGAGGGCUGAGGCCACGGUGGACGCAGCCGCCCUUUUAGCCAGCAGAGAGGACGUCUGCAACGUGGUGAAGACCAGCAGCGGUGCCAGCAGGGCGAAUACCGCCUGCGCCGUCAACAAGAUUCAAAUGGGGAGAGUUCCCUACCGAGGUGGACGCCCCUCUGAGAUAGAAGCCCCACUCCCCGAGAUGCCCCCUUGGCAGAAAAGGCAAGAUGGAGGAGGCAACUGGGGAGGUCGUGGGCAAAGAGGAGGAGGUGGGUGGCGAGGAGGUGGAGGCGGUGGAUGGGGAGGCAGAGGAGGAGGCGGUGGAUGGGGAGGUGGAGGAGAUUGGCAUGGUGGGAGACACAACCACGGAGGACACGGUGGAAAGCGAGGACGGUACCAGUAUUGAUUUGAUUUAUUUUCAUUUUUUUUAUGAGUAGUCAAAACUUUUACAUGAAUUUUACAAAACAAAAAAAAGCUCAUUCAAUAGUGGAUUACGCAAUAGAACAGACACUUUUGUACCAGCAAUCAUCAACCUCAGUAACCUCUUAAUGUAUUUCAUGAAAAUAUUGUUCCUUCCUUAAACAUGUGCUGGUGGAAUACAGUGAUGCCUUGAGAUGCAAGUGACCCGAAUUUUUCCAGAUAUGAGCCGUCUCUCGAUAUUUUUGGUCUGACUUGCAAGCGCAGACUUGAGAUACGAGCGCUGUAUGGUGUCAGUGAACUCAAUUCACUCCACAAUAAUCAGGACUUAUUAAACAAUGCAUCCAGAAAGAGGCUUCAAGCUGUUUAAUGCCACUCCCAGUUUAAAUUUAUUGUCACACUAAACACAAAACAAAGAGAAUUACACGUUGUGUAUUUGAACUCACUUAGUGCCAUGGCUGUAUUAAUACGUCUUUUAGAAUCCAAACGUUCAGUGCCAAGAACGUUUUUGAGGUUGUUUUUUUUCCCCACGUUGGUGCUGCGGGAUAGUAUGAAGCUUUUGGGAAAAAAUGACAUUGCGAUAUAUAUAUUUUUUUAAACCUCCGCUAUGUUUUUGCAAUGUGAAAUAAUACAGGAUCAGUGUUUGUUUUUUUCUACGCGAACUAGUUCAAAGUUCACUUCAUCGUUCCAAAAAUGAACUAGUUGAGUUCAAGUACAAUAUUAUACAGUGCUAUUUUCCCCCUCAUUAAAAACACAAAUUAUUAAUUAAUUUGAUAUGGGAGGCAUUCCCACACAUUUCAGUUGGGAAAGAUGAUUUGAAAUAAGUGUUUUGACUUAUGAGUGUGGUCAUGGAACAAAUGAAACUUGUGUCUCAAGGCAUCAUUGUAAUAUGAAUUGGUGGGGGGGGGGUAUUGUUGAAUUAGCAAGAAUAAACCGCCAAUAGACAUUUUCCGGGGUUGGUUCGCCCCCCCAAAAAAGAAAAAAAUAUUGGAAUAAAAAUCCGUGACUAGUACAUGGGGGUCCACUGUCGAACUCACUUUCUGCAAUGGAGAAACUGCGACCCCUGGUGUCGGCGCCGAAUACAGUAGUUUAUUGAACCACAAAUAUCAUGGUGCGAUUUUCAAGAAAAAGGUGGAUUGCCUUGGCCGCUGUGGCUAUAUUAUUAUACAAAGAGAGGAAAUGGGCGUGAAAUAAUAGAGAGAGUGCGGAUAUAGUGCGAGGUGGUUGGCAAUGAUCCUCGCAUUUAUUGACUGCAUUCUUUCAUUUUGGUGACAGGCUCUCCGUGCAUUUAUUUCCUUUAUAGCCGCAUGUACAUAUGAAAUUACAAAUAUAGUUCCGUGUUACUGUAUAAUGUAAUUUUUGUUGUGUAAGAUCAUGUGAAACAACACGGCAUUUUUGAUUGGUCAUUUUAUCUGUGAUGCGGUUCACCUGCGAUUAACAUUUUAAAUCGCAGCAGUACUAGUUGGCGAAGGUCAGCCACUCAUGCCGAACCCCGCAUGCGGCGUGACAGUUCAGUGGCAUCAACCAGCCUAAGGCAAACAGCUCCCUCAAAUAGUGGCCUCCUUUCUUGAUACAAUGAAAACUACCUGUAUUAUCUCCAUUCAUUGCAUGCAUUGACAUAAAACUUGCUAACCAAAAUAGAAGUGUGUGCAGUAGUAAUGGUUUAUGUGGAGAAAAGGUCAUUCAUGUUGAUUAUUGGUCUCGUGGAUGCGCCCACUCCACUCUUUUGUAUGUUCAUGUUUACAUGACUUAUUGGUUCCAUUUUGUUUUGUAUACUUCUCUUGAUGAAAUAGAUAUUCCAAAAAAUGCGCUUGUACGAAUAAAACGCCUCACACCAUCUGCAGUUCAGUGAAUAAUUGCCCCCUGGCCACAAUUUGUCAACAUUUUCAGAUAUUUUUUCUUGUCACAGGGUUCCUAUGCAAGUAUGGAAAAGUACGGAAUUUGAUUUAAUAAAUUUCCUGGUCUGGAAAAGUAUGGAAAAAUACUCGUUUGUUUUCUAAAACAAAAAAUAAUGAAUAUCUAAAAAAAUAUAUAUAUAUAGAACAAUACGUGUCUUUUUUAAGGUGCUUGGAAUUGCAGCUACGAUGUUUUUGUGAGAGCACACGGUAUUGUAGCAUGAUCUUGGUGAACACUCGAUUCUGAUUGGCUCAGAAAAUUCCAUGGGGUACAUUAUCAGCUGAUACUGUAGAGCCUUUGAAUGUCAUUCCAUUGUUCCAAAUUAAUGCGCAUUAUAUGAGCAAACACGGCUACCUCAGAUUUUCUGAUCUACUCUGAGGACAGAAAUUUAAAACAAUGAGUGAUUCAAUCAUUUACUUUAUUUGGUGAUGACAAUUUGAUGACUGGGAUGUUGCUGAGAAAUUUGAGGGGGAAAAUGAAGAGACAGAACAGCACAAAGACUUCACUCCGUAAAACUGAAAUCAACGCCAAGAAAACAACAUAAUAGGCGAUUAAAACGCUGAGACACUUCCUGGCACAAUAACGGACAAAAUAGGAACCGAACACUUCACCCUCAAUAUUUUAAAUGAUACCCUGCGCCAUCCAGUCAAGACAGAGUUAGGGUUUCAAGACAGUUUUACGUUUUCAAAACAAGCGUUAGGGUUUCAAAGUAAGUUCAAAACAAGCGUUAGAGUUUCAAGAGACUUUAUGGUUCCAGAACAGGGUUAGGGUUUCAAAGUAAGUUCAAAACAAGGGGUAGCGUUUCAUAUUAGGGUUUCAAGAAAAGGUUAGUGUUUCAAGACAGGGUUCAGGUUUCAAAUUAGGGUUUAAAGAGAGUUUUAGGGUUUCAAAGUCAGUUCAAAACAAGGGAUUUUAAAUUAGGGUUUUAUAAUAUGGUUAGAGUUUCAAAGUAGACUUUCAAAACAGGGUUUGGGCUUCAAAUUAGGGUUUAAAGAGUUUUGGGGUUUCAAAAUAGGGUUAGGGUCUCAAAGUAAGUAAGGGUUAGAGUUUCAUGUUAGGGUUUCAAAACAGCAUUUGGGGUUUUAAAUUAGGGUUUCUUUCAAAACAGGAUUAGGGUUUAAAAGUAGAGUUUCAAAACAGACUUAACUAAACUAAAUGUGUGAAAUGGUUUGACAUCAACAUGGGGAAGGCAGCGGUUGUGAGUCAUGCAGGGCAAAAAGCACUCGUCUUGUCACCUUGCUUUGGUCUUUAUUUGCAUGAGCUACAUUACCUAGCAAUAAUCUUCUGGAAAUUAUUGGGCGACAUAAUGGGAUAUAAAGACUCAGAAUGAUACACAUGUAUUUACUCAAAAGUUAUUAGAUUGUUGUUUUUUUUAAACCAAGAAGUCUGAAAAUUGGGGCAUGGAAUUUUGAAAUCUUAAAUGUGUAAGAACCCUGUAGUCACAUUUUUUAUGCUCUUAUUUAAAUACAUUUCAAAAGGCACAGCAUUUAGUUUUUGCAUCAUAGAUAGACUUUAUACAGUUUGUACAGUAAGUAUACAUUAUCAACAAACACCUGGACAUUGACAAAACGACCACAAGAAAACCACUCUGGCUUCCACUAAGACUCCAUCAGUGUUAAAAUAAAAAAAAAUAAAAUAAAAAAUCAGAAACCCUGAAGCAAAUUCGGGACUUUAAAAGACACAGACAGUGUCAUUGUUCAUGCAUGUGUAAGCUUGUAACUGACCUCCUUGUUGUAACAAUUCAACACACACACACACAUCACACAAACACUUUUGUUUCACUGCAAUCAAACUUUGCUUCGUCUUAAAAAAAUAAAAAAUACAGUCUGAAGGCACUUGAUCAAAUGUUUAAAUUAAAAAACUGUUCAAGUUUAAAACAAAAAUAAAAUCUCUCUUUGCUGUUCUUUUUCCUUCA
Phyllopteryx taeniolatus (common seadragon) is the source of this 5100-nucleotide messenger RNA. RefSeq names its product family with sequence similarity 98 member B (gene tslig3b). The coding region runs from base 166 to 1278 and encodes 370 amino acids. The record is from RefSeq and is a predicted model, not a curated record. Gene Ontology annotation, cellular component: tRNA-splicing ligase complex. The transcript has 8 exons. NCBI's taxonomy places the organism in Eukaryota, Metazoa, Chordata, Actinopteri, Syngnathiformes, Syngnathidae.